UUUUAGUUUGAAGCUGAGGAGGUAGAGGACAACGAACACAUUGUUACAGUGUCAAAGUUUCAACCUUUUUCAAGAUUUGGGCAGAAAGAUUGAAACUUUGAUUGGAAAAGAAGAUGAAGCUUUUGUGGGUUGUGUUUGUAAUGGUGUUUGUAUUUGGCAAAUGGGUUGAUGGGUUCUUGGAGUUUAAUGAAACAGAACUGGCCAACAUUGAGGCUUAUGUUCAUAAUGGUGAUGAAAUCUCCAACUCUAAACUCUCUGCUAAUCCUCUCAUGGUUGGACUCACUCUCAUUCAAGGAGCUGGUGCCAAAGGCGCAGUUUGUUUGGAUGGAACAUUGCCUGGAUACCAUUUGCAUCGUGGAUAUGGUUCAGGAGCAAAUAGUUGGCUCAUUCAGUUGGAGGGAGGAGGAUGGUGUAAUAGUGUUAGAACUUGUGUUUACCGGAAGAAAACUAGGCGAGGUUCAUCCUUGUACAUGGAAAAGUGGAUACCAUUUACAGGAAUACUAAGCAAUAAAGCUCAAGAAAAUCCAGAUUUUUUCAGUUGGAAUAGAGUAAAGCUUCGUUAUUGUGACGGUGCUUCUUUCACCGGGGACAGUGAAAAUAAGGCUGCACAACUGCAAUUUAGGGGACAACGCAUAUGGAAAGCAGCAGUUGAAGAUUUAAUGGCCAAGGGAAUGCACCAUGCCCAUCAGGCUCUUCUUUCUGGGUGCUCUGCGGGAGGCCUAGCAUCUAUUUUACACUGUGAUGAGUUCAGAAGCUUUUUCCCUAGAAAUAUUAGAGUAAAGUGCUUGAGUGACGCUGGUCUAUUUCUUGAUUCCGUUGACGUAUCUGGUGGGCGCACCCUCAGGAGUUUGUACAGUGGAGUAGUAGGCUUGCAGGGUGUGGAAAGCCAUCUGCCACGCAUAUGUACUAAUCACCUUGAUCCAACUUCUUGCUUCUUCCCACAAAACAUAAUUGGCCAUGUCAAAACCCCGCUCUUUAUUCUCAAUGCAGCUUACGAUUCAUGGCAGAUCCAAUCAAGUUUAGCUCCACCAUCAGCAGAUCCCGCCGGCUAUUGGCGUGAUUGCAGGUUGAACCAUGCGAAAUGCACUCCAUCACAGAUUAAAUUUUUGCAAGGUUUCAGGAAUCAAGUGUUGAAUGCGGUCAAAGGCUUCUCGAUGUCUAGACAGAAUGGCUUAUUCAUAAAUUCAUGUUUUGCUCACUGCCAAUCAGAGAGGCAAGAUACAUGGUUUGCUGAUGAUUCUCCUGUUGUUGGUAACAAGGCAAUUGCAAUAGCUGUUGGAGAUUGGUAUUUUGAUCGGACAGGUGUUAAGGUCAUUGAUUGUCCUUACCCUUGUGACAAAACUUGCCAUAAUCUGGUUUUCCGAGCCUAAUUUUAUCAGUCGCCUCAAUUUAUAUGGUCAUAUUAUAAGUGUAUCUUAUGUUCUUCCCAUCAUUUAUUAAAUGUACUUCAGAAUUCAACCAAGGUUGAUAGGAGAGACAAUAAACAGAAAAAAAGAAAAAGAAAAGAGGAUUGCUGAGAAAUGCAAAUGCAACCAGCAAGCCUUUUACAUAGCUCCCCCUCUGUACUUGCUAUCAAGUAGUAAUGCAAUUCUUUUUCUUUCU
This is a messenger RNA of Pistacia vera, 1602 nucleotides long. RefSeq names its product pectin acetylesterase 12-like. Bases 114 to 1370 code for a protein of 418 amino acids. Gene Ontology annotation, cellular component: plant-type cell wall. The transcript has 12 exons. Gene Ontology annotation, molecular function: pectin acetylesterase activity. The record is from RefSeq and is a predicted model, not a curated record. NCBI's taxonomy places the organism in Eukaryota, Viridiplantae, Streptophyta, Magnoliopsida, Sapindales, Anacardiaceae. Gene Ontology annotation, biological process: cell wall organization.